AUGUCCAAGAAAGAGGAAGAACUCAAGCAGAUUUCGUUGGACAACGAGUCCCAGAGCGCAGGCUCGGUCGAGGACCAGACCGGCGCCGUGGGCAAGCUGAAAAAAUUCUUCAAAUGGCUCGAGCUGGACGGAACUCAGAACUUUACGCUUUCCCAGCUGUUCUUGUACAACUACGACCUCAAACCAAUCGAGGAAAAGAGACGCACCUGGAAGUGGUGGAACUUUGUCACGUUCUGGAUCGCCGACUCGUUCAACAUCAACACUUGGCAAAUAGCCGCUACCGGAGUGCAGGCCGGUCUAAGUUGGUGGGCCACCUGGAUCACCGUCUGGCUCGGCUACUCUUUCUGCGGCUGUUUCGUCACUCUUGCUGCCCGGUACGGUGCAUACAACCAUGUUUCGUUCCCCGUUGCUACCAGGUCGUCCUGGGGAAUCUGGGGCUCGUUGUGGCCUGUUAUUAACAGAGUCGUCAUGGCCUGUAUUUGGUUCGGCGUGCAGUCCGUGCUGGGAGGCCAGUGUGUGGCUCUGAUGCUUCGGUCCAUCUUUGGCAACGACCUCGAAACAAGAAUCCCUAACCAUCUGUCGGGAAACACCAGCUCGUUCCAAAUGCUCUCGUUUUUCCUGUUCUGGCUCUUCCAGCUACCGGCCAUCUACAUGAGACCACAUACCGUGCGCCAUUUGUUCACCAUCAAGGCCAUUGCGUGUCCGAUCGCGGGCAUUGCGUUCCUGAUCUGGACGCUGGUCAAGGCAGACGGCGGCGGACCCGUCAUCCACCAGGGCAGCUCGUUGUCCGGCUCUGCUUUUGGCUGGGCCUUUGUCAACAGUAUGAUGAACUCGCUCGCCAACUUUGCUACGCUCAUUGUCAACGCCCCAGACUUCUCCAGAAUGUCGCACAAACCAAACUCGGCCAUAUGGUCGCAGCUCCUCACCAUCCCGCUCGGAUUCUCCAUCACCUCGCUGAUUGGUAUUCUCGUCUCCUCAGCAAGUACCAUUUUGUACGGCGAAACUUACUGGGACCCAUUGGAGGUGCUUGGCCGGUUCCUGGACAACUACAGCCGUGGAGCCAGAGGAGGAGUGUUCUUGAUAUCGUUCGGAUUCGCCAUUGCUCAAUUGGGUACAAACAUCUCUGCAAACUCAUUGUCGGCCGGUACUGACAUGACUGCCUUGCUACCAAAAUACAUCAACAUCAGACGCGGAGGAUUCAUCUGUGCCAUUAUUGGCUACGCCAUCUGUCCAUGGAACCUGCUGUCCUCGAGCAACAUGUUCACCACGUAUUUGAGUGCGUACGCCGUGUUCCUGUCCUCCAUUGCCGGAGUGUACUUUUGUGACUAUUACAUCAUCAGAAAAGGAUUUAUUAUAUUGGAAGACCUCUACACCGCAAACAGCUCGAGCGUCUACUAUUACACCGCCGGAUUCAACUGGAGAGCACUCGUGGCAUACAUUUGCGGUAUUGCUCCCAACAUUGUGGGAUUUGUGGGUGCCACAGAAACUCAUAAGGUGCCGGACGGAGCCACCAAAGUGUAUUACCUCAGUUUCUUCACCGGCUACGCCGCCUCGUCGUCCGUGCUGUUCCUGCUCACCGCCCUGUUCCCUGUCAAGGGAAUGCCUACAGAAAAGCUCGUCGACAAGGUUUGGUUCGAGGAGUGGAAAGACGUGGAGUCAUUUGACGACUUUUUCCAUUCCCGGCUCCAUACAGCCAACGUGGUCGAGGAAGAGGCCUAG
Ogataea philodendri is the source of this 1719-nucleotide messenger RNA. RefSeq lists its product as uncharacterized. Gene Ontology annotation, biological process: nucleobase transport; transmembrane transport. Gene Ontology annotation, molecular function: nucleobase transmembrane transporter activity. The transcript has a single exon. Bases 1 to 1719 code for a protein of 572 amino acids. Gene Ontology annotation, cellular component: plasma membrane. NCBI's taxonomy places the organism in Eukaryota, Fungi, Ascomycota, Pichiomycetes, Pichiales, Pichiaceae. The record is from RefSeq and is a predicted model, not a curated record.